Messenger RNA from Rotaria sp. Silwood1, 6294 nucleotides. The record is from the annotation of a GenBank genome assembly. NCBI's taxonomy places the organism in Eukaryota, Metazoa, Rotifera, Eurotatoria, Philodinida, Philodinidae.
AUGGCAUCUAUUGCUAAUGAAUCAAUAUUAACAGCAGUCGAUAAAAUUAUUGAAAGAGCAAAUGAAGUAAAGGUGUGUCAAGAUCAUAUGAAACUAAUAACAAUUAGUUUAACUCGUUUUCGACAUCGGUUGAAUGAUAGAUUAACCGUAUUAGACGAAACUCGUUCCCAAGAAGAUCUCGUAGAAAUACUAAAAACCAUUGAUGAAAUUGUUACUAUUUGUGCGGAAAAUGAAAACCUUCUUAAUGGGAUGACUUACAAGGAACUGAAAUCUGUACUAUUUCGUCUUCAAUAUCGACUAGCUCAAUAUGAGUCUAAUCUAACAGAUGACUGUAAAAUUAAAGUUCAAAUAUUAUCUACCGCUUUACAAGACCAACAAGUCUGUGUGACGCAAUCUUCGGAUGAGAUAUUCCAACAAAGAUUAGAUGUAAUGGAACAAGAAACCAAGAAAAAUAGCAUAGAAAAACUUCGUCACUUACGUGAAAAAUAUUCCAAAACUAUCGAAUCUUAUCUUCGUACUUGUAUCGAACUACAUCAAUGGGAAUUUAUUCCUGGUCUCACUAGUGAUGUUGUUGCCAAAGUUGCCAAGUUUUUCUACCAAAUCUCUAACAGAGAAGAAAUGAUAUUAGAAAAUGAAUGGCAAUCAUGUAAAUUUCCUAUCAAACGCACAUUCAUUCGAUUUAAAGCCGACAAAUUGACACCAUUCGAAAGAAACGGAUUACGACGAUUAUUGACGGAAGAUGAUUCCAAUAUGAUACAAGAUGUGAAUAGUAGAAGAGAAAAACUCACAGGAAUGUGGGAACGAUUAAUAUCGGUUCCUUACACGAAACCUGUGGUUGAAAAUAAUUGUUGUUCAGAAGAAGAUGAUAUAAAUGGGGAACAGAUUCUUCGGACUAAACGUUGGACUAUUAUUUUCGGUGAUCCAGGAAGUGGAAAAACAAUUUUUGUUCGAUGGCUUGUUUAUCAUCUUGCUCAAACACUUCUUCUCAAUGAACAACAUUCAACUGAGUAUGGUCCUCUUCGUAUACCAAUUCUAAUUCCUAUUAAAGAAUUUGCCGAAAAAUUGAAAGAACAACCAUCAUUAACAUUAUUUGAUUAUAUUGGAAAACACAAAUGGAUGAAAGAACCAACUAUUGAUGAUUCAUCGAUCUCUUCUGAUAAUGUAUCAUGUGCUCUUCAAGAUUAUAUUCAACAAGGCCAAGCUCUAAUCAUACUUGAUGGUCUUGAUGAAAUUUUGGUUCCAGAUCAACGCUUAAAAAUCAUUAAUAUUAUUGAAAACUUUGUAAACAUUUAUGUUCAAAUACCGACAAAUAUUUCUGCCGUCGACAAUAUAUACUUAAAUAAGUUAUUAGAUGAUCCAUCUCGAUCUGGAGGUAAUCAAUUGAUUGUUACAAGUCGCAUAAUCAGUUAUCAUACUAUUUCAUUACUGAAACAAUUUUCUCGCUAUACAAUUCAACCUAUGGAUACAAAAUCUAUAACAGAUUUUGUUGAUUAUUGGUUUUUUCGUGUGCAUCAACAUAUAAUUGACAUGCUAAAUCUUCCCUUAGUUAAUCAAGCAAAAAAUCAUAGUGAUGCAUUGAAAAAAGAAUUAGAAAAAACAAUGAAUGCUGAUCUUCGUGAAAUGGCUUCGAAUUGUGCUCUAUUAUCAUGUAUUUGUAAUGUAUGUUUUAGUCAAUUAGACUGUCCACCAUUACCUACUCAACGUUUUCUUCAAUAUGAAUCAAUCAUCAAAGAAGCAUUAAAGUUUUGGCAUAUUAAAGUACCAACUAUAGAUCAAUCACAAGUGAUUCAAAUUUUGAGUGACAUCGCUUUUUAUAUCUAUCAAAAUUCAGCAUCGAAUUUCAUUAACAAUGAACAAAUAAAAGAAAUUUGUGUUCAAAAGAUCAAAAGUUUCAUAAGCAAAACAUUGGUAACCACAGAUGAUAUGAAUGGUUUUGAAAGACAAGCAUCUGAAAUGACACGAAUCAUUUGUGAUGAUAUUGGUAUUUUAGUUUUGCGAACCGAAUCACUCUAUGGUUUUCUUCAUCAAGCAUUUCAAAAAUAUUUUACUUGUUUGAAACUCAUCGAAGGACAUACACCAAUAAAACAGAAGAGAUUCAUUACUGAUGUGUUCGAUCGAGACAACCAAAUUCAAGUUAUUGCUCAAGUAUUGUCUCGUCACGUAACUAAUUUACGGUUUCACGUACCAAUUGCAUUGGUUUUAGGAAAAAUUAGUUUGUCUUGGUCUCAAAACGAUUUUGACGAUCUUUGCUACGAGUUUAUACAAGCUCAAUAUGAAUAUGACUGUUUUGUACCACUUGGUACUUAUAUACUAAUUACUUGUGUCGAUGAAUUUGUUAAUUAUCCUUCAAAUGACAUUUUGUUCAAUGCCUUAGAUCGUUUAAUCAUUGCAGCUGGUCAACAUCAAUGGUCGAUUGUUUGUCCGUUUCUACUCGAUCAAAUUAUAAAUGUACUAAAAAAAUUUCGACAAGAUAUUGUUUCAUUAUGGAUUAAAAAAUUCUUGUCUGAAUCGUCUCGAUAUGAUAUUCAAACUAUAACAGCUCUUUGCAAAAUUCUCGAAGGAAGACCUCAUGAAUUUGAAAAUAUUCAAUGGUUAGAUCAAACAUCUUGUUCAAUACUUCAAUCGUUAUUAAUAAUUGAUGAUGAAAAUAAUGGUUUUGCUAUUGAUCGAUUAUUAGUUAAAAUUGCUUUCUCAAAUCAUCAGUUAUUACCUUUGAAUUCAACUACGUUUAAAAGUUUUUUGAUUGAUAAACAAAUUGAAAGCAAUUCAAUUCCUAUUCUCCUCUUUCCAUUAAUUAUUGCUUUAUAUGGCGGCUUGACUCGAAAUGGUCAGAGUAUUGUCUUCAAUCCUUGGCAUAUUCAUCGAGAAUCAUCUGUAUUAACACCAAUUUUAAUAGGUUUUCUUUCUGCAAAUGAUUGUGAUAAACAAGAUCAAAAUUUUAAAAAAUUACAACAAGAAUGUUUAAAAUCUUUUGUCAUGCGGAUGGAAAAACAUGAUGAAUCUUUAGAAGCAGUUGAUUUGUGUAUUGCAACGAUUUGUUUAUAUGACAUUGAAUACAUCCAUAACAAUUUAGAUAUUAUUUCUGAUUCUUUUUUAUGCAUUUGUAUCAAUAGAUUAAAAUAUAUUUCAAUGAUUUUACGUCAAUUUUACUUUGCUACGGAUGAAAAUGACCUAUCCAUGGAACAGGAAACAACAAAAUUUAUUUCAACUAGUAUCAACAAAUUUCAAUUAAUUGAAGCAUCAAGAUUUCAUUUUCUUGAUAUGUUAAAUUCACUAAGAAGUAGUGUAGCUCGUUUGCGAUCUUCUUCAACAUCUAUUUUAUUAGAAGGUUUAUCAGAACCUGAUAAACGAGUGACAUUACAUCUGCCUAAUUCUCUGCGAAAUGAGAAUCAAUUCCUUAAUGGUCUAUUAAUAACAGAUGUACAAUUUCAUUCUAAUCGAAAAUCUUGCUCAUUAAUUCAUCAUUUCACCAAACUUUUCUGGCUAUUAGAACACAGUGAUGAAUUUGGUACACCAUAUAGAAUGUCAACUGCUUUGAAUACCAUACCGGAAUAUUUACUAUUUCGAAAUGAUGAAGAUAUUUUAACUUCGUUAACAUUUGUUCCUUCACAUUUACAGAAUCUUUAUAUUCGAUUAUUGAAAGAAAAAUUUAUUAUAAUCAAUCCAAAAGAUUCAAUAGCCAAUAGCAAACAACAUCUUUAUUUUGGUCACAUUCUAACUGAAUGUUUAAUAUUUUUAUCAAAUCCAUCGUGCAAGAGAUUGUCUAUUUUAGGCGCUUUAAUUAAUCUGUUACCUUGGCUUCGAAUACAGCAGUUAGAAAAUUUUGCUAGUAGUCUUUUAUGGGCAUUAGCUAUAGAUGAUUCAAUUCUUUUGGAUAUUUAUGAAACAAAAAGAAAACGUCCAACCAAUUAUGAAACUGGUCAGUACAUGGAUAGAGAUACAAACUUUUUUAAAGGAUCUCAUCUAAAAGAUGAAAAACGGAAAACAAUAAUCCGAACUAAUAUCGAACAAGAAUAUCAAAGACUUCAAAAUGCUUUGACUUCCAUUAAUAAUGAACAAAAAGAUAUUAAACUCUAUUCUGCAUCAAUCUCCUUGGCACAUAUUUGUCAUUGGACAGACGAUGAAAAAAAAUUAUUUUUAUUAGAACAAUCUAUAAAUGGUGCCAUGUCAAUUCAAAAUCAACCUGCUCGUCUUGAUGCAUUAUGUCUGAUUGCUUUAUACUCACAUUCUGAUUAUGAUCAAAUUAAAGUAGAUAGAAACAGAUCUUUAAAAAUGGAAAUCGAACAUCAAUUCAAUGAAAUUUAUCCAAAUUUACCUCUUCUAUUACAAACAACUAUUUUCAUUCGAUGUUUACCUUUACUUUCACAUUCACAAGCGAUCGACGAUUGUCUUCAAAAUCUCAUUAGUAAAUUUAAUAAUAUAGAUCAACGAGAUCGGCAAGCAGUUAUUGAAGCCUUAUUACCAUACAUGGAAUUGAAUUGUACUUUUUCAUCUAUUACGAAUCGUUUCUCAUAUAGUUUACACGACCAAACUAGAAAAAUACAUUGUAAAUCUUCUGCUUUGAAGAGAUAUUUUAAUAUUAGUACAUAUGAAAAUCUAUCGUUCUCAUUAUCUAUUUCAAAUUUAUAUCUUGUGGAAUUAGCCAAUGAUUUUCAUACUAUUUUUCAAGCGAAUAAUCGUCAAUUAAGCAUCGAUGAAUCGAUUGAAACAAAACUAUUUCAAGUCGGAAAAAGUAUUUUGAGAGAAGAACAAGUAUUAACAAUCACUAAUAUUCUUUCCUUCGUUUCAUUAACAAAUCAAUAUAAUCAGUAUGAGAAACUUUGGCUUAUACUAAAUAAUGCUCUUCAUGGUAUGGCUUGGGUAGAAUUUAAAGCAUGUCGUUUGUUAGAAUCUUGGCUGAAAUGGAAAGAAUCAAAUGAAUUGUCUUGUUUUGCCUAUCAUGCUGCACUUCUUCUCAUUAAUUCUGACAUAUGGUCUGUCGAAGCUACAGCCAUCAUAUGUGACCUUUUAUCUAAUGACAAUGAUCGUUUUCGUCAUAGAGCUGAGAUUAUAUGUCGAUCAUCAUAUGAACAUGACGUUCGAACUAGUUCAAAAUUAGGCAUACCUGUUUUAUUAACUCUAGUCAAGAAAAAAAUUCACUAUCAAUUAAAUUCAGCAUCUAUUGGACUGACAUUAAAUCGAUUGAUCCGUAAUAUAACUCUCGAUAUUCAAUCUCAUUUAGAAAUAUUACUUUGGCUAGAAAGAUAUAGAAUUCAUGCAUUGACCAAUAAAGAAUAUUCCUUCAACAAUUUAAAUUCAUCAAAACAUUCUUAUGAUAUUGUGAAAGCUGUUCGUGUAGGAUUGGCUCGUGUUCUCAAAGAUUCCUUAUUUCUAAUUAGGUUUCUCGAUUAUGAUUAUAUUCAAUGUUACCAUGCAUUAAUCGGAUCAACAGCAUCCUGGUAUGUUGAUGAAAUUCAGCAAAAUAAUGAAAAUAAUGUUGCAAAGUUUAUCGAAGAAUACCCAACUCUUUUACCAAUCUUUAUGGUCGAAUUAUACGAUAGUAUUCGUCAUUUUUCCAAUAAAAUACAGCAGAUCGAAUUCAAUAACUAUGAUUUAGCCUACGGAUAUCCUACAUAUGUGAAUAUUGCUUGUCUAAUCGCUGUACGUAUGCCAAAAGUAUUUUGUGCUUUCAUCAAAGAUUGGCCUGAUGGAGACAAUUUAAAACGGGCAUUGUUUUAUGCGAGUAAACAAAAUCAUUUUCCACAGCGCGCCUCUUGCUUAACAAUUCUAUCGCUGUUGGGUGAAUUAACAAUCGACUUAUGUCAAAUAUUCAUUGAAGCUGUACGUGAUGAUUCAUAUAUUCAAAAUAAUUGUUAUAAAUCUAUAAGAUUUAUUCAUUCGGUUAAAGAUGAGAAAGUCGUUUUAAAACUUUUAUUAUCAUAUUUAAAAUCAAAAUCUAUGAGUGUUCGAUAUGUUACAGCUAAAAUACUUCUUCAUCUUUCUCAAUCAUCUCUUAUUCCAUUUCAACAAGUUCAGACUAUGUUGAAUGAUCUUAUGUUAGAUUCGAGCUCAAAUGAACAGUUAUGGUUAAUUAAAGAGAAAGAUGGUUUCACCUUAGAAUGUCAAUAUUACUAUGCUGGUCCAUUGAAAGAUGUUAUUUAUUCACUUCUUGUUCAACAUGUCACUGAACAUAACAGUGACAAUGUUCGAAGAAAUAGAUUCAAUGAUAUUGAUUUGGAUUUCAUUGAAUCUGAAAAAGCAUCCCAUUUUGCUUCUUGCGUCUAUGAAAAAAAUCUUGAAGAUACUCCAGAAUAA